AGGGCGCCAGCGGCCGGGGUGCCUUCUACAUUCCCGCUCUUCCCUCCCACAAAGCCUGCGCCAAGUAAUUUUAGAAGCGGCUGCUGUGACCUCAGGGCCUUUCUCUCCGGCUUGACGCCCUCAGGGGUCUCGGUUUCUCCGGUUGCCGCCUUUCCGGAGAGGGAAAUUUAUGUUCUGAGCGUGACUACUUUAAAGGGAGCAGCGUUUUCUCCUUGGUUUGGCCCUGGAUGUCCCCUCGCAUGGGUGCUAAGAGAUGGAGCUCCUGGGUUUCAUCUCCAUCUGAGAGUCUGGGUGCUCCAGGCAGUGGAAGCCGAGUCUCAUCCUAGGCUCCUGGCUUGAAUCAACCUUCACUGCAGCCACUCUGGGCCAGUGGCACUGCAAAACUGCUCGGAUUCUCUUAAUGAUGGGUAUUGGCAAGAACACUACAUCCAAAUCGAUGGAGGCUGGGAGCUCCACGGAAGGCAAAUAUGAAGAUGAAGCAAAGCACCCCACCUUCUUCACUCUUCCGGUCGUGAUCAAUGGAGGGGCCACAUCCAGUGGGGAGCAGGACAAUGAAGACACGGAGCUCAUGGCAAUCUACACUACAGAAAAUGGCAUCGCCGAGAAGAGCUCUCUCGCGGAAACCCUGGACAGCACUGGCAGUCUAGACCCCCAACGGUCAGACAUGAUCUAUACCAUAGAAGAUGUUCCUCCCUGGUACCUGUGCAUAUUUCUGGGGCUGCAGCACUAUCUGACCUGCUUCAGCGGCACUAUCGCAGUGCCCUUUCUGCUGGCCGAUGCCAUGUGUGUGGGGUAUGACCAGUGGGCCACAAGCCAGCUCAUCGGGACCAUUUUCUUCUGCGUGGGAAUUACAACUUUGCUGCAGACCACGUUUGGAUGCAGGUUACCCCUGUUUCAGGCCAGUGCUUUUGCAUUUUUGGCCCCUGCUCGAGCCAUCCUGUCUUUAGAUAAAUGGAAAUGUAACACCACAGAUAUUUCAGUUGCCAAUGGAACAGCAGAGUUGUUGCACACAGAACACAUCUGGUAUCCGCGGAUCAGAGAGAUCCAGGGUGCCAUCAUCAUGUCCUCAUUGAUAGAAGUGGUCAUCGGGCUCCUUGGCCUGCCUGGGGCUCUGCUGCGAUACAUUGGGCCGCUGACCAUUACGCCCACAGUGGCCCUCAUCGGACUCUCUGGUUUCCAGGCAGCUGGAGAGCGGGCUGGGAAGCACUGGGGCAUCGCCAUGCUGACAAUUUUCCUAGUAUUACUAUUUUCUCAAUAUGCCAGAAAUGUUAAAUUUCCUCUCCCAAUUUACAAAUCCAAGAAAGGAUGGACUGCGUACAAGUUACAACUUUUCAAAAUGUUCCCCAUAAUCCUGGCCAUCCUUGUGUCCUGGCUGCUCUGCUUCAUCUUCACAGUGACUGAUGUCUUCCCUCCUGACAGCACCAAGUAUGGGUUCUACGCGCGCACAGAUGCCAGGCAGGGCGUGCUGCUGGUCGCCCCCUGGUUUAAGGUUCCAUACCCAUUUCAGUGGGGGCUGCCAACCGUCUCUGCCGCCGGUGUCAUCGGCAUGCUCAGCGCUGUGGUGGCCAGCAUCAUUGAGUCCAUCGGUGACUACUACGCCUGCGCCAGGCUGUCCUGCGCCCCGCCACCUCCCAUCCAUGCAAUAAACAGGGGGAUUUUCGUGGAGGGUCUCUCCUGUGUUCUCGAUGGCAUAUUUGGUACUGGCAAUGGCUCUACUUCAUCCAGUCCCAACAUUGGCGUUUUGGGAAUUACAAAGGUGGGCAGCCGCCGGGUGAUCCAGUAUGGUGCCGCCCUCAUGCUUGGCCUGGGCAUGAUCGGCAAGUUCAGUGCCCUCUUCGCGUCCCUGCCGGACCCAGUGCUCGGAGCCCUCUUCUGCACGCUCUUUGGAAUGAUCACCGCCGUUGGCCUGUCCAACCUGCAGUUCAUUGACUUGAAUUCCUCCCGGAACCUUUUUGUGCUUGGAUUUUCCAUCUUCUUCGGGCUCGUCCUUCCAAGUUACCUCAGACAGAACCCUCUUGUCACAGGUAUAACAGGAAUAGAUCAAGUCUUAAAUGUUCUUCUCACAACUGCUAUGUUUGUAGGAGGCUGUGUGGCUUUUAUUUUGGACAACACCAUCCCAGGUACCCCAGAGGAAAGAGGAAUCAGGAAAUGGAAGAAAGGCGUGAGCAAAGGAAACAAGUCGCUCGAUGGCAUGGAAUCCUACAACUUGCCGUUCGGCAUGAACAUUAUCAAGAAAUACAGAUGCUUCAGCUACCUGCCCGUCAGCCCAACCUUUGUAGGCUACACAUGGAAAGGCUUAGGGAAGAGCGAAAAUAGCCGGAGUUCAGAUGGAGACUCGCAGGCCACGGUAUAGCCUUAGCUGUGCCCUGUGGCCUGGCUGCAGUGAGGCGUGUACCUGUAGUUCCUUGCCGAGUAACAAGAAGUCAAAUAUAUGUUUGUAGAUCUGCAUCUGCAUCCUGUGCCCCAGAGCUAAGACAGGUUGUUGCACAUUGCUUUUCUGUCACGGGUGGUGAUUGUGUCUAAUAUGGUGUCUCACCAGGCUGCUUAUUUAAGCCCUUGACCUCUUGCCCUUUGAGAGUGUCCAUUGCUGGCCAUGGUCACUAAACUUGAAAUUCCAGCCCUUCUGUGGGAGCGGGCACCUGGGAUCAUCAGCAUUUCCCCUUUUUUCCAGUUCGCUGCCCAGUGCUAGUGUUCCUACAACGUUGCCUCCAGGGUCCAGGGCUUUUGAGACAGAAAGCCCCUGAACCCACAUUCUCUUCAUUUGACCUGAGCUUGGGCUAGGGCCACCAAUAUCCUCACAUCGUCACAGCUGCCUGUCAGGUGAUUCUGUUCCCUGCUAGUCCACGGGAGGCUGUUAACUAGCCUGGGAACAGUGACCUGGCUGCCCUGGGCCCUGAUAGGGUGUUGCAGAUCUGUGUAAGUAUUAAGUGGGACCCUGUUUAGGGGGUAAAAAGGGAAGGGAGAGGACCCCAAAGCCAAUAGGAUUCUUUUUUUUUUGAGACGGGGGUCUC
This is a messenger RNA of Fukomys damarensis (Damara mole-rat), 3011 nucleotides long. RefSeq names its product solute carrier family 23 member 2 (gene Slc23a2). The transcript has 16 exons. Bases 401 to 2353 code for a protein of 650 amino acids. Gene Ontology annotation, biological process: transmembrane transport; L-ascorbic acid metabolic process. The record is from RefSeq and is a predicted model, not a curated record. NCBI's taxonomy places the organism in Eukaryota, Metazoa, Chordata, Mammalia, Rodentia, Bathyergidae. Gene Ontology annotation, cellular component: membrane. Gene Ontology annotation, molecular function: transmembrane transporter activity.